AUUGUUUCAAAGGGGCAUGUCCUUUGUUGGGAAAGAUUACACAUACCAUACUUUGUGGGACAAAUACAUUCAAUUUGAGUUUUCUCAGCAGCAAUGGAGUUCACUAGCACACAUUUACAUGCAAGCUCUGCGAUUCCCAAGCAGGAAGUUGCAUCACUAUUAUGAUUGUUUUAAGAAGUCGGUUGCUUUUUUGGAAAAGGAGAUAGAAUGCCAGAGCGUUUCUGCUGUUGAAGCAGAGCCUGUGCUUGAUAACGAAGUGUCAAUAUGUUUUAAGAAUGACGAGAUUUCUUCAAUCGUAAAAGGCCUGUUGGAUCCAUCUGAUGGCAUUGCAAGAUCUAAAGCACUGCAGAAAUAUCUGUUCCUGUCAGUGGGAGAAUGGUUAUACAAGGAAGCAUGCCAGUUGGCUGAAAGAUUUUGCUGUUUUGAAGCUAAUAUUCGGAGGUCUUAUUUCCAUGUCAAGCCUCUAGAUGUCAGCCAAAUGGAGAAUUGGCAUUGCUAUCUGGACUUUGUUGAGAUGCAAGGAGAUUUUGACUGGGCUGUUGAACUUUAUGAGAGGUGCUUGAUUCCCUGUGCCAGUUAUCCUGAAUUCUGGAUGGGUUACGUGAAAUUCAUGGAAUAAGGGGGAAGAGAAAUAGCUAAUCAUGCUAUGGACCGAUCAACACUAAUUUUUUUGAAAAGUACUGGUAGUGCAGAUGCUGCCAGAGAUGUCUUAGUGGACGGCAUCAAACAUGUGCCUAACUGCAAAUUACUUCUAAAGGAGCUGAUAAACUUCACAAUGAUGCAUGAAGGGCCAAGGCACAUAAAUGUGGUAGUCUGUUAUAGCUAAUGCAAUAUCUCAAGGGCCAGGUGUAUAUCAAGGACUGGAUGCGAAAGAUGCGGAGGAUAUUUCAAGCAUAUAUUUAGAGGUCAAAAUCUCUCUUUUAACUCAGUAUAUGCUGCAGUGUCCUUUAUUCUGUUCAUGGGCAAUAUACUAUGCAGUGGCAAACUUUCUAUUUUCUUUUUCUUUUUCUUUUUUGGGGAGGAAGUGUGAUAUCUUCAUGGUUUGUGAGUAUGUAUCUUUCUCCUCCAUGUGCUGUAGUUUAAUGUGUUUCAUUUGAACAAACCCAUUUCUUCAUCACUUACCCUCCCAAUCCCUAACUACAAAGAAAAAAGCUUGCUAGCUUUACAUCAGUUGGUAGCAUUAGAUCAUUACCUAAUAGCUAUCUUGAAAUCACUUCAUGCAGUUAUUUCUCAGACAUUUAUGCAAUGCUGUACAAUUUCCUUGUUA
This is a messenger RNA of Corylus avellana, 1267 nucleotides long. NCBI's taxonomy places the organism in Eukaryota, Viridiplantae, Streptophyta, Magnoliopsida, Fagales, Betulaceae. The record is from RefSeq and is a predicted model, not a curated record.